UUUGGUACAGAGUCCCUUCAGUGUCCUCGUUGUAAUGCUCCAGUCCCAGCUCAUCCUGGAGUCUGUGCUGCCUGUGGUGAGAACGCUCAUCAGUGUCAAAAGUGUCGUACUAUUAAUUACGAUGAGAGAGACCCUUUCCUCUGCAUAUCCUGUGGGUUCUCAAAGUACGCCAGGUUUGAGACAUUAGUCGAGGGACGACCCACUUCAGCUGUUGACCCAAUUGAAACUGAAGAUGAUAGAAAGAAGACAUUGUUAAGUAUUAAUCAGUUGCUUGAAAGAGCUGAUAAAUAUUACAAGGAGCUAGUGACACACAGAAAUGAACUGGACCAGCUGUUGAUAUCCCUAGCCAGUGAGCCAGUGGUAUCUCAGUCUUCAUCAGACAGUGGUGUGAAUCGUGCUAUCCAGUUGGCAGCUCAUUUAUACUGUAACAGUUGUAAAUCGUCUUACACUGACCUUAGCAAAAUAAUACAAAGUGUUCUUGCUUCAAGGAGAGAGCUAGUUGCUUAUGAUAUCAAUAAACUUCAUUCAGGGAAGGUUUCUCCUACUAGUGAGCCAGCAACACCACUCACUCCAAUAUCAGGGGAAGGAAGUGCCUUUUCUCUCUCGUCCCCCGUCUCCACUGCCCCCCUCAGCGAGGGAAAUUGUUUUGGAUGUGCUUCUGCGACACUAGAGCACUGCAUUACUGUAUUAAAGGCACUGGCUUUUAAACCAGAGACAAGGAAACUUAUGAAAAAGGACCUCAUAGAGGAAUUGAUGGAGUUUAAUUUAAGAACCGGUUCCGUUACUCUACAGAAAGACGUGCAAGGACUAUUGUGUCAACUGACCAGGUUAGAGGGAAUC
Molecule: messenger RNA, 840 nt
Organism: Amphimedon queenslandica
Lineage: Eukaryota; Metazoa; Porifera; Demospongiae; Haplosclerida; Niphatidae
Product: E3 ubiquitin-protein ligase UBR4-like
Exons: 5
Source: RefSeq, a predicted model, not a curated record